AUGUUUUCAAUUCAGAGCAGUCGUCCUGAUCCACCCAACCCGGGCAAUCACCGAUCAAGAGUCCUCAACACCAAGCAACCGAUUGGAAAUCGCACAGAUUCUCAUGAGGCAUACUGUCAAUGCGCCCGGGAGGCUGCGGAAAUCUGGUCGCUGAUCCAGCAUCUCCCCGAAGUCAGUCUCGAUAUUGUCAUGGCUGCAAGCGAUCAAGCUCUUGAAGUCUGGGGCAAAUCUCAAGCUUGUCAGGCAUGUCCCAGAAGCUUCUACGAGACCCUAUCCAAGGUCUAUGCGAAGCUGGUGGACUGGUUCGAGUCGGCCGUGGCCACGUAUACCACACCCUCGGCGCCAUCGUCCAUCUCGGGAGACAAAGUCGCCAGAACUGACACUGCCGAGUCAGUGGCGGAUGACCUAGCCACAACCACAUCCGAGCGAGAUCAGCGACAGCGAUUGCCACAGAGUAGAGGUAUCCGAGCAUCUCCGGCCCGGGCAGUGUGCCUACCUUCGCCCAUGUCGCUUGGGGAAUAUGAGUUCGAUGAGGAGCAAAGCCGACAUCUGGCCUUUGACCUGAUCGGUAAAAAGCUGAAGGAGCUGGCCGCUGUACUGCACCAGAUGCAGCAGAUGCAGCUUGAAAGUCACAGUGAUACGCAUGAUGUAGGACACGGCCUGAAUGCCACGUUUGCUCGGACCUUGAGGUUGCUGAGCAGCCAAAAUACCGCUUUGGCGAAUAACUAG
Molecule: messenger RNA, 729 nt
Organism: Capronia epimyces CBS 606.96
Lineage: Eukaryota; Fungi; Ascomycota; Eurotiomycetes; Chaetothyriales; Herpotrichiellaceae
Exons: 1
Coding region: 1-729 (242 amino acids)
Source: RefSeq, a predicted model, not a curated record